AUGGCGCUGGAAGCCUUCUUUUCGAGCUUGCCCGAGGACCGCCUCUUCUAUCUAGCACUAGACGAGCUCCAAGAAAUCUUCCUCAUCUCCGUAGACGGCGUGCUGAGUCAGGAUGACGUCAUACGGGCCGGGGUGGUGCUGAAGCGCCUCCUCCGCCAGCGGAGCAACGUGCUGGUGGCGGUCACCGGAAGCGGAAUGGCCACCGUGUGGUCAAACAUACUCAGUGCCCCAGCAAACGGAAGGGCGGUCUAUUCAAUGCUUCGAGUCCUCGCCCUGCCAUCAAGUUCCCCUGAGCCCGCGAUAGCGAAUGCGUGGGCUUGGCUCAAAGCCCAUUCAAUUAGCGGCGGAGUUCAGCUGCCCGAGGAGCUUUUGCGCUCUAGCCCGCGAAACGUGGCGCUUCUCGUGGACUCCGUAACGGAUUUCGUGAAAAAGGGCGCGCCGGAGGACGUGAUGGAGCACGUCCGCGGGUACGAGAGGACCAGGCUGGUAAAGGAGACGUUGGACGACUUCGCCGUCUUCCUGAGAGAAGGGGACAGCACGUUUCGUGCACGCUUCGCAGCGCUCUGCGAUGACCAAGUCGGAGUGGAUCCGAGGGACCUGGAACGUCUCUGGUUGGGAGCAGACUUUCUGCUAAAGCCGUACGUGAAGCCGGCUGCGGGGACGAGCAAGGUGUUCUUGGACGCUCCUUAUCACACCAUCAUUUUCAAGACCUUGAUCGACGGGAACGGGAAGCUGGACACGUCCAAAGUCAACAACUUGCAGUACCCGGUUGCGGUAUACCACAAAGUGGCCCAUGAGUUGAAGACCUUUGGUGCAUCAUACAAGCGAGAGAAGGCGUCAAAGGGGCCAAGGGACGCUUUCUCCGACGACACACUUGGUCGGGAACUAGAAACUACCAUGAACGCGUUGCUCAGUGUCAUGCCGGCGUGUUGGCAAAGGACGGCCUGGAUUCAAUGGCUGGCCAGCCUCCAAACCCCUGAGUACGCUGCUGAGGCGAGCGCAACGGUACAGAGACUUGCCGAGCAAGUAACUCCGGAGGCGCGGGACAUGGCGGACGUGCUUUACCUGGUUCACUGCGCGGUAGCACACCGAUCACGGCUUUUGGUAGAGGUUCUGGAUUCUUUUCCAGCAACCUUGGAGAUCCACCGGGGCAUCUUGUCGUCGUUGUCAAAAAAACCAGAUUGA
Messenger RNA from Klebsormidium nitens, 1185 nucleotides. Lineage: Eukaryota; Viridiplantae; Streptophyta; Klebsormidiophyceae; Klebsormidiales; Klebsormidiaceae. The record is from the annotation of a GenBank genome assembly.